AUGACCACGCCAGCCGAUAUACCUUCAACGCCACCUCCAACACUUCCAGAUGUCCCAGAAAGCGUAAUCUCAGACCCACCACCACCCUACCCGUCUAGGGAACGGCGCACAAGGACACCAAGGACACACCGCACGCACGGGCGAACACCAGGAUCGCAACACACGCAGACGUCCUCUGGGGACACGCAAUCGGAUGAUGGGAGGGUCGUUCCUUACACUGACGACGAUGUUGGCGAGCCCACCGAGAGGACACCGUUCUUGAGCCCCAGGAUACGCCACACGCGACCACGGUCGCUGUCACAUACCAGCACAACGUCAGCGGCUCCAUCGCUAGCCCAAACUGUGUUUUCGCUGUUCCAAACGGAGGAUGAGGUGUGCUUUGGGGAGGUUUUGGACGACGUACAGCCGUUGUCCUCUGGAGAGGAUGCGGUGUCUGUGGUAUCAUCGAGACGCGGGACCGGGUUCUUCUCGCGCGCAGCAUGGCGACGAUAUUUCCGCCCGGUGACCCGUAGAGCGUACUACAGGGCCCUACUCCACCUCGCAGUGCUCAAUUUCCCCUACGCGUUGGUGGCUUGGGUGUAUCUCUUCGUAUUUACGGUGACGGGAACAACUCUACUGGUUGCUCUCCCUCUCGGGGCAGUUCUCUGCUUCUUCGACCUUCUCGGAGCUCGUGCGUUCUCUCGCGGAGAGCUAGCUCUCCAAACUCGCUUCCAUUCUCCUCUUCUCGCCCACCCGCCGCCCUACCCUCCCCGAGCCAUCUUCACGCGCUAUCGCGAACCAACCACGGAAGAAAUCGAGUCGGGACAAGUACAGCUGUCCAGAAACGGUCUCGUGCGCGAGAAGUCAUUUUACAAAAACACCUACGCAAUGUUUACAGAUCCUACUUCAUAUCAAGCGUUAUUUUACUUCCUCGUCAUCAAGCCCGCUAUCACCCUGCUCAUCUCCAUCGGCAUCAUUGCUGUUGGUUUGCCUCUUAUCAUUCUCGUGCUUCCCGCUCCUGCAGUGCUUCGAGCGAUUCGCAAAAUCGGCAUCUGGCAGGCCAACGUCGCCGUCGAAGGAUUGUAUUUUGCUGUUCGCUGA
This is a messenger RNA of Cyclocybe aegerita, 1080 nucleotides long. NCBI's taxonomy places the organism in Eukaryota, Fungi, Basidiomycota, Agaricomycetes, Agaricales, Hemipholiotaceae. The record is from the annotation of a GenBank genome assembly.